Molecule: messenger RNA, 1686 nt
Organism: Rubroshorea leprosula
Lineage: Eukaryota; Viridiplantae; Streptophyta; Magnoliopsida; Malvales; Dipterocarpaceae
Source: the annotation of a GenBank genome assembly
CUUCUCUUCACUUUCUGAGUUGUCUUGUUUCCUCAGUCACAGGCCAAAACCCAAAAUCAUCAAAGGGAAAAUGGAGCAGCCGCCACCGAAGAGCUGGAGCAUUCACACCCGACCCGAGAUCAUUGCCAAGUACGAGAUCCUGGAGCGGGUUGGCUCCGGCACCUAUUCCGACGUCUACAGGGGCCGGCGCCUCUCCGACAACCUGAUUGUGGCCCUGAAGGAGGUUCACGAUUACCAGUCAGCGUUCCGCGAGAUCGAAGCCCUGCAAAUCCUCCGGAAUUGCCCCAACGUCAUCGUCCUGCACGAGUACUUUUGGCGUGAGGAUGAGGACGCUGUCUUGGUCUUAGAGUUUCUGAGGACGGAUUUGGCGGCGGUGAUCAGGGAUGCCAAGAAGAGGGAAGCUGGCCUCGGUGUUGGGGAGGUGAAGAGAUGGAUGAUGCAGAUAUUGUGCGGGCUUGACGCCUGCCACAGGAAUAUGAUCGUCCAUAGGGAUUUGAAGCCUAGCAAUUUGCUGGUGUCUGAGGAUGGGGUGCUGAAGUUGGCUGAUUUCGGCCAGGCAAGGAUAUUGAUGGGCCCUGAAUUUGUUGCUGGUAAUGACAACCAGCACCACCAUGAAGAGAGCAUUGAAUUUCAGGAAAAUGUCCUUCCAUCAUCUGAAGUUGGCCCUGAAAGGGACAGCUCAUUUCAACAAGGAUAUGAUAAUCUAGAGCAGGAUGUUAAGUGUAAAGAAGAAUAUCUUAGACAGUUAGAUGAGCUCAGGGCCAAGCGCUUCCUAGAUGAAACUGAUAAAGACACCAACAUUCAGGAUGGAGACACAUCCUGUCUCGCAACCUGCUCCCAUAGUGACAUAGAGGAUGAUCCCUUCAAGACUUCUUAUUCCUUUGAGGCAUUCGAGGGUGGGGAUUACGGACAUGGUGCUCUCACAUCCUGUGUUGGCACUCGCUGGUUCAGAGCACCUGAACUGCUCUAUGGAUCCACCGACUAUGGAUUGGAGGUGGAUCUUUGGUCACUAGGCUGCAUUUUUGCUGAGCUUUUCAAUCUUAAUCCCCUCUUUCCUGGAGAUUCUGAUAUUGAUCAGCUUACCAGGAUAAUAAGUACCUUGGGCAACAUAACAGAAGAAGUCUGGCCAGGUUGUUCUAAACUUCCUGAUUACAGAAUCAUCUCAUUUGCAAAGGUAGAAAAUCCAAUUGGUUUAGAAGCUUGCUUGCCCAACUGCUCCCAGGAUGAAACUGCCCUGGUCAAAAGACUUGCUUGUUAUGACCCAGCUAAUAGAGCUACCCCAAUGGAGCUGCUUCAUGACAAAUAUUUCAAUGAAGAGCCUCUUCCAGUUUCUAUAUCAGAGCUGCACGUUCCUCUGACAAAGUAUGAACCUGAUGAAGAUUUUCCCGGUGGAUGGCAUGAUUACAACAACAUGGAUUCUGACUCAGACUUUGAUGAGUUUGGUCCUAUGAAUGUUAGGACCACUGCCAACGGCUUUUCCAUUCAGUUCACUUGAGCUUAAUUACUAAUGAGGUAACGUGGGUGGUCGGAGUGUAUGUUCUAAUUUGUUUGUGUAGAGCUUUAAGAAUGAGAUCGAGAUUGAAAUUGGUGAUGGGAGAAACCUUGAACCUCUCGAACUUGGGCUGUUUCUCAAAGCAAUGUGUUAUAUUAUAUGUAAGAAUUCUUUAUUAAAAUCAAGUAUUCAUU